UUUCAGUCUUCCCUCGUCUCUCCAGUCUCUCGUACUCUGUCUCGCAUAUCGUCUCUCGUUUCUUGGUCUCUCUGUCUCUCCGACCCCCAGCUGUGCUCCUUCUAGUCGGUUCGCCGCGGCCGGUCGCAGCAUCUCCACCGAGCCCACUCAGCCCUAGCUCGAUCUCUCUGGCCGCCACUACCACCAACCCUCCCCCCCACCCCAUACAACAACCUCGGCGGCUCUGCAACUGCAUCUCCUCCCCUCACUCUGCAGCAGCUGUGAACGGAACUGCCGAACUGCAAGAGCAUUUCAUUUAAAAGGUCUUUUUGAGAAAACGCGGAUCUGGUGUCUUCAGUGAAGCACUCGAAUAUCUGUCAUGGUUCAGAUACACCCAAGUGCUCUUUCAAGUGGGCACCGAUUGUCCAGUUACUUUGCUCCUUCCCAUUCUACAUCCUCGAGUGGGACGAGAAUAUCUAUUGCCAGGUCAUUGGUUCUCAAGAUGGAACAACCUGUUGAUGGUGUAAAGAAGUUAUUUGCUUCACAUUCUGCUAAAGCUUCUUCAUCAUUGGUUUGUCAGUCAUCGCUUGGUGCCCAGGAGGUUUCGCCCAGGAAGGAUGAAUGGCCUGUGCAUGGUUUAUCUGAGACGGUCGUAGGUGUCCUGGGAGGGGGACAACUCGGCCGCAUGUUGUGUCAAGCAGCUUCUCAAAUGGCCAUCAAAGUCAUCACUUUAGACCCUCUUGAGCACUGUCCUGCCAGUGCAAUCGCACACAAUCAUGUGGUUGGAAGCUUCUCGGAUAAUGUUGCAAUUGAGGAGUUUGCAAAAAGGUGCGGAAUAUUGACUGUUGAGAUUGAACAUGUUGAUGCUGACACCUUGGAGAAGCUUGAGCAAAGAGGAGUGGACUGUGAACCUAAAGCUUCCACUAUACGAAUUAUCCAGGAUAAAUAUUCGCAAAAAGUUCAUUUUUCUCGGCAUGGGAUUCCCCUUCCUGAAUUUAUGCAGAUAGAUGAUCUUGAAAGUGCCAAUAGAGCUGGUGAGCUAUUUGGGUAUCCACUUAUGAUAAAGAGCAAAAGGCUAGCUUAUGAUGGGCGUGGAAAUGCUGUGGCAAAAAGCCCUGAAGUGCUUUCUUCUGCGGUAACUGCUCUUGGAGGAUACGAACGUGGUCUGUAUGUUGAAAAGUGGGCACCGUUCAUAAAGGAGCUUGCAGUCAUUGUAGCGAGAGGAAGGGAUGGUUCUAUCCUGUGCUAUCCCGUAGUCGAAACUAUACAUAAGGACAACAUAUGCCACAUUGUUAAGGCACCUGCUGAUGUCCCGUGGAAGGUUCGUAAACUUGCAACUGAGGUUGCACGCGAAGCUGUUAGCUCAUUAGAAGGUGCUGGUGUGUUUGCGGUCGAAUUGUUCCUUACUGAGGAUGGUCAGAUCUUACUGAACGAAGUGGCCCCAAGGCCCCAUAAUAGUGGUCAUCACACAAUUGAGUCUUGCUAUACUUCUCAGUUCGAGCAACACUUGCGAGCUGUUGUUGGCCUUCCUCUUGGCGAUCCAUCGAUGAAAACUCCUGCAGCUAUCAUGUACAAUAUGCUGGGUGAAGAUGAGGGAGAACGGGGCUUUCAAUUAGCUCAUCAAUUGAUUCGAAGAGCACUGAGCAUACCUGGGGCUGCUGUUCAUUGGUAUGACAAACCAGAAAUGCGGAAACAACGUAAGAUGGGCCAUAUUACUAUUAUCGGCCCUUCUAUGGGCAUUGUUGAAGCAAGACUGAAUGCGAUGCUAACUGAAGAAAGUUUGGAAUCUCAAACUGCUGUCCAGCCCCGUGUUGGGAUUAUAAUGGGCUCUGAUUCCGACCUUCCUGUGAUGAAGGAGGCAGCAAAGAUUCUGAACAUGUUCAAUGUGCCUUACGAGGUCAGAAUAGUUUCUGCUCAUAGAACCCCUGACGUGAUGUUCAAAUAUGCCAAGUCAGCUAGCGAGCGGGGUGUUCAGAUCAUUAUAGCGGGUGCUGGUGGUGCAGCUCAUUUGCCAGGUAUGAUAGCUUCCCUGACUCCCCUACCUGUUAUUGGCGUGCCUGUCCGUGCUUCCGUAAUGGAUGGACUGGACUCCCUUUUAUCAAUUGUGCAGAUGCCGAGAGGUGUCCCUGUAGCCACUGUUGCAGUAAAUAAUGCCACCAAUGCAGGCUUAUUGGCUGUAAGAAUGCUUGGGGUUGCUGAUGUAGAUCUCCAGGCUCGGAUGAGCCAGUACCAAGAAGGUACGAGAGACGAAGUCGUGGCAAAAGCAGAGAAGCUGGAGCAGGUUGGGUGGGAAUCGUACUCGAAUUCUUGACUCAGAAACCAAUGACCCAAUCCCAGCAUUUUCUCCUUGCUGAUUUCUGGGAUCCGCAACGAGAAGAUUUUGUACGAAGAUAGUUCCCCCAGUAACAUUCUUUUACUUAGAUGCUGCAGACUUUAAAUCCAGAGAGUUACAGAGAAUCACUUAAAGGCCUGUUUGGUUUGUAAGUUAAAAUCAACUUGAUUUUAACUUUUACUUUAACUCAACACACUACAUAAUAAAAAUACACAUUUUUCAAGUUAAAAA
This is a messenger RNA of Punica granatum (pomegranate), 2542 nucleotides long. NCBI's taxonomy places the organism in Eukaryota, Viridiplantae, Streptophyta, Magnoliopsida, Myrtales, Lythraceae. The record is from RefSeq and is a predicted model, not a curated record.